UCCACAUACGGUGAUCGUAUGUGGCAGUUUGCAGUUUCACUGUUUUUGGUUGAGUUACAUGGAAAUAACUUACUACUCCCAGCUGUUUUUGGAUUGACUGUAUCUUCAGCACUUGUAAUUUGUGGUGCCUUGGUUGGCAACUGGAUAGACAGAAAUCCUAGACUAAAAGUUGUACGGAUUGCACUGAUGAUUCAGAACCUUUCAGUAAUACUAUGUGCUGCAAUUCUGAUGAUGUUCUUUAUCUACAAGGCUCAUAUCAUUACAAUAUGGAAAGGAUGGCUUGCAAUUAUUUGCUAUAUUUCAGUGAUCAUUUUAGGAGCAGUAGCAGAGCUUGCCAGCACAGCUAUGUCAAUUUCAAUUCAGCGGGAUUGGAUUAUUGUGGUAGCCAAAGGCAGCAGCAAACUAGCAGACAUGAAUGCCACACUAAGACAAAUUGACCUCUUCAGCAACUUACUUGCACCAAUGGCAGUAGGACAGAUUAUGGCAUUCAUUUCUUCUCAAGUAGGGUGUGCAUUCAUUGCUGGAUGGAACCUCUUCUCCAUGUGCUUUGAAUAUCUGCUACUUCAUAAGGUGUACCAGAUGACUCCAGCUCUAGAAGAAAAGAUGAUAAGCAAAACCACAGAAGGUAGGGAAAGACACAAAAAAAGUCCCGAGGGCCAAACGAAUGUUCAGGAGGCACUGUGGGUAGAUCCAAACCUUUGUCAUGAAGAAACACCUGGAGGAGAAGGAGAAUCAAUGAAUAAGAUGAGGAAGAAGGGUUGCAAGGACAAUUGCCUUAUCGUAAGUAUUCAGAGACCAAUGCAAACUACAUAUUUUGGAUGGAAAGCAUAUUACAAGCAGUCCGUAUUUUUAGCUGGAACUGGCCUUUCUUUUCUUUAUAUGACAGUGCUUGGACUUGAUGGGAUAACCACAGGCUAUGCUUAUGCCCAAGGAAUCAGUAGUUCUAUUCUCAGCAUUAUGGUUGCUCUGUCAGCUUUAACUGGUCUACUUGGAACUGUGUUCUUCAGAUUACUAAAAAAAAGCUGUGGUCUUAUUCGUACCGGAUGUCUCUCAAGUAUUGCACAGAUCUCAUGCCUUUUACUCUGUGUGGCUUCUGUUUUUGCCCCUGGAAGCCCUUUGGAUUUAACUGUGCCUCGUUAUAUACAGGAAAUAAUGACAGCAGAUUCAAAUCUGUCUAUUGCACAAGCUGAUGAACCAUCAACAGUACUGACAACUAGGUUACCUGGGAAUAGCACAGCUAACAUGAAACUUCAAUCUCAAGUUUCCCAACAGAACUUCUCAAACUCUGCAAGACAAGGAAAAGAACAAUCACAAAUCUCCAUAAUACUCUUUUUCACUGGUACUGUUUCAGCUAGAGUAGGUUUGUGGGGAUUUGAUCUGACUGUAACUCAGCUGUUGCAAGAAAUGGUCCAUGAAUCAGAGAGAGGAGUGGUAAAUGGAGUCCAGAGGUCUAUGAAUGCAGUCAUGAAUCUUUUACGGUUUCUUAUGGUAAUAGCUGCACCAAGAACUGAACAUUUUGGCAUUCUUAUUAUUAUAUCAGUAUGUUUUGUCUCACUCGGUGGACUGCUUUACUUCUGCUUUGCUAGGAAAAGUCUAAAGGGGGGAUUCUGCCACACUGUUUGCAAAUUAAAUGAAUUGAAAUCAGAAGAAGAAGCUGUGGCUAUGGGAUAA
Messenger RNA from Protopterus annectens (West African lungfish), 1671 nucleotides. Its product is annotated as solute carrier family 40 member 1-like. NCBI's taxonomy places the organism in Eukaryota, Metazoa, Chordata, Ceratodontiformes, Protopteridae. Gene Ontology annotation, biological process: iron ion transmembrane transport. Bases 19 to 1671 code for a protein of 550 amino acids. Gene Ontology annotation, molecular function: iron ion transmembrane transporter activity. Gene Ontology annotation, cellular component: membrane. The transcript is spliced from 9 exons. The record is from RefSeq and is a predicted model, not a curated record.